UUCACGAGCCAAAUUUGAAACAACAAGUGCCCGUCUUGGCAAGGCAAACACCACAGUGGCAGUCAACAUCUCUGCGACAAGAAACACGUUGGAUGGACUGUGUCUCUGAGUGAAUUUAAGAAACUAAUGUCUGCCUCACCACUCACAGAAUACGUAAAGAUCCAACCGAACAACUAAGUCCAUCUGAGGAGAUAAGAUGUCAUCCCAGUAUCCGGAGCUGAAGGGCUUCUACCACCUGCGUGAAACCAUUGGUUCAGGUGGGUUUGCGAAGGUGAAGCUGGCCUAUCAUGCACUUACUGGGGAGAAGGUUGCUGUCAAGAUCAUGGAUAAGAAGGCUCUCGGGGAGGACCUGCCAAGAGUGAAGACUGAGAUAGCUGCGAUGAAGGAGUUGUGCCACCAGCAUAUCUGUAAGCUGUUCCAGGUCGUGGAGACGGAGGACAGGUUCUACAUGAUACUUGAGUACUGUCCAGAGGGAGAGCUGUUUGACUACAUCGUGUCCAAGGACCGGCUGGAUGAGGAUGAGGCUCGCAUCUUUUUCCGACAGAUAGUCUCUGCUGUGGCUUACAUCCACUACCAAGGCUAUGCACAUCGGGACCUCAAACCUGAAAACCUGCUGCUUGAUGAGGAGCAAAACUUAAAGCUGAUUGACUUUGGCCUGUGUGCUAAGCCUAAGGGUGGGAUGGAGCGUCAUUUGUACACAUGUUGUGGGAGCCCAGCCUAUGCUGCGCCUGAACUCAUCUCUGGCAAGGAAUACCUUGGUGCCGAGGCUGACUUGUGGAGUAUGGGGGUGCUGCUGUAUGCGCUGCUGUGUGGCUUCCUGCCCUUUGAUGAUGACAAGAUACCUGCACUGUACAGGAAAAUACAGAGCGGCAAGUAUGAUGUACCUGACUGGCUAACCUUGGACUCUGCGGACCUCAUCAGCCAGAUGCUGCGCGUGGACCCCAAGAGGCGCAUCACCGUGCAGCAGCUCCUACAUCACCCCUGGAUGACCAAGGGCUUCAACAUCCCUGUGGAGUGGAACACUAAGUACAAGCGCACAUUGGAUGAUGACUGUAUAACAGAACUAGCUGUGCACUAUGGGAAGUGUAAGGUGGAGAUGGAGACACAGGUGUUACAGUGGAAGUACGACUACUUGACAGCAACCUACUUCCUGUUGCUUGAGAAGAAGAUGCGCGGCCGUCCAGUCCGACUGCUCCAGAAGCCCACCAUCUCCACCACCACACCUGCACCUAAAAAGGCUUACUCAUACAGCUCUGAGGAUGAGAGUGACGUCAACCACUCUCCUUUCAUCAUCACCCCGAAGGAGAAAACAGAAGAACACAGACAAAAUGCAUACAACUGUCAACAACAAGCCAAAGAAAGGGUCAGAGGGCGGGCCCGAGAGAGGCUCCCAUUUUCUGACAGUGGUGAUAAAGAAGACAAAGAAAACUUCCUUAUCCCUCAAAUUCCGAACUCUCCUCGAGUCAAACCCCAGAAGACUCCGACUGCAAAUGCUGUGUUAAAGAAUGUUGCAGCCAAGCCGAGGUCUCCCCUCAUGUCCAAACAGUUGCACAUAGCGUCUUUGGAUGACAGUAGUAAGUCGCCCCUAGCAGGCUCCAAGGAGCCACUGCUUAUGACAGCACCUAAAUCAGCUCCACCCAAUCAGAAGAAACAUCAUUAUGACUGUGCUGCUCUGUUUAAAGUGUGUACACCACUCAAGCCUGUUGACAACUCCUAUUUGAACACAACGCUGUCCCCUUCCCGGUCCUACGAUUCCCAACUGAACAACAUAACAGCUGACGCAGAGAUACACACGCCAAUCAGUGCAUCCAAGAAAGCUGCAUCGGUGGACGAAGGACUAUAUAAGGCUGGCAUGACAACCCCCAGCAGCGCACACAAGUCCAAGAAAUCCAUGUUUGGCAGUCUAGAGAAGGUGUUUAACAUGCUCACUCCAAAGAAACAGCGAGGCAGUACUUCAGAUGGACCCAGGAAAGUGAAGGCACUCCACAACGUGUUCCGAACAUGUCAGUUCAACCCCGACUACGUGCUGAAGAGACUAAGAGCCAUCAUAGAGGAGAAGUGCAUUCCCUACAAGCAGAGCGACUAUGCCCUGCGGUGUACUGUGAUGGAUGACUGGGGUCGAGUCAGACUAGCCUUUGACAUGGAGGUGUGUGCCAUGCCCAAGUCACCAUAUAUUGGAGUGUGUCGCAAGCGAGUCAAGGGUGAUGUCUGGCAUUACAAGAAACUCUGUGAAGAUAUUCUUACAUCGGCUAAGCUGUGAUAAGGUUGUGCAAGUUCUCAAGAUCCACAGAAAAUGCAGCAUGUAUACUAUGUAUAUUUUAAGAGUGCUUCAUUUGAAACUGCACCCAUCCUAAUGUGAUGGUGGUGUACUAUAGAUUUGGCUAAACUGUAAAUGUGUGCUAUUUUAGAAAAAUAAUCUCAAUCAGUGCCAUGAUGUUGAGAGAAGAGAAGAUUUGUCUCUCUUAGUUGGUGAUAAGUCGGGUAUUUUAUCUGUAAGACAAUGCGGGCCUACAAUGUUAGUGAUGUGCUGAGGAGGUUUGUCUGGAGAACACAGUGUUACAGACUCAACCAUGGUUUGCAAACAUCACAUAGUGGCAGCUUACUAGGGUUUGUUAAGUUUUAUUCUAAUACGAAUUGGAUCCUUUGUAGUCACCCCAGAUGUGUAACAGUUGAACCUGUUUAGCACACCUGUGGGUUGUCACCUGAAUCAACCAGCUGAUGGCCUCAGGUGUAAAUCAAGUGGCGUGUCUGAAACAAGGGAGAUGGAAACAACAGAUUUGUAUUUUGUGUACAUGUUAUUCUCUAAUACUGCCCUGUAUUAACACAUGUAACCCUAGAUGCCAUAGUGAUGAUUGCAGACUAUAUACACUGCAAGACUCACUCUCACACACUCUACCUGAGUUGGUCUUAGAGCGGAGAUGGCAUUGUGUCCACAUAUUGUUAGUGAUGUACAUAUAUGUCUGUGGAAGGGACUUGCUCAUGUUACAGAGCUAAAUUCAUGUCCUUGUCGUGUUCAGUGUGUCAGUCAUUUUAAUCUGAUGUUUUAUUGGCUGUAUUUAUCCUGUUUAUAAGACUGUUUUAGAUUCUGUUAUUUUAGCUGGGCAUAUUGUGAUCUGCCCAUUUUAUCCCUAUAUUUUAAUGGAAGGUAUACACAGAUACGAUUGUCACUGACACAUAUGUGACAAUGGGCACAUACUGUUCUCAGCAGAUUAGAAACCUCAUCAUCGUCAGUCUCCACUGUAGAAGGUCAACUAAUGUAUGUUGUUAGUUGAAACAUUUAAUAUAAUUUAUGAUUGACCAAGCUGUUUCCUUAACCUCUACACACUACCAGAAGAUUGCCCAGUGUGUGGCUUCAAGUAAAAUUUCCACUGGAGAUUUUACUUAAACCUAUCUUGAAAAUUUCCCAAAAGCAAUUGAGUCAUUUUUUAAUUUCUCAUAACAGAAUGAACAUAAGGCUCACAAGCAUUACCAAAUUUGUCUGAUGAUUCCAUGUGUUUCUUGUAUUGAACAUAUCUCGCGGUGAGUUUCUCUUAUAGUCUGUAUGAAUGAGAUAACUCGGAUAUGAAACAGGAGCGUUUCGUUUAAGUGGAUUGAUACAAGCUAUACCACGAAACUUCAAGUUUGACAAACUGAAAAUGCUAUCUGGAUCCCUGACCAGUCAAAUGUAACACAGGAUUACAAUUUUAUGAUGCCAGUUUGGUUAUCAGCUGCAUGGUACAGUGCAUACACGGCCUUCAGCCCUAGUUUAACUUUACCUAAGUAGGUCUUAUAAUAUUUUAAUUCCCGCGUAUUAUGGAAAGAUGUAUAUCAUGUUGGAGAAUGAUUAAUGUAUGUCAUCCAGUUGCCCCCCACUGCUAGGUAACUCCCUCCCAUACAGUAGACUACAGCUGUAUUGGCAGGCUGCAGAAGCCUCACCCUCACUAUUGAGGAACCACUUGUCUGCACAACCAAAGUUUAUGCUUAUCACCAGGGUGGCAAAACAAAUCCAUGUAUCUUUCUUAUCAUAUACAUUUUGUGUCAGGUAAUGGGUUGACAACUGGUUGACAUUUGUCUACAGUGAUAAGCUUGUUUCCAGCUGACACUUUUGUUGUGGGUGUAUGUUAUGUUUAUUUGUUGAGGUGACUAACUGGCCUUUCAGGGAGAACUACAUCACAGAGACCACAUGCGUGUAAGGAGCUUGGUGGGUCAUUUUACACAUAGCAUUCUGAAAUGUGUCAGUUCAAAGAGCUGAUAUGGUCAAUUUCUUAUUGUCUUUUUAAACCAAUUCAAAUGAAAUAUUGAAGGGAUUAUAGAUGCCAUGUUCCAAGGAAAAUACAAGCUGCUUUUCAGCUUCUCAGGUGAAAUGUCUUUUGUUCUUGUCAUAUUAUUCCCCACAUGGGUACAAUGCUUGAAGCCCAUUUCUGGUGUCCCCCCGCCGUCAUGUUGCUGGAAUAUUGCUAAAAACGGUGUAAAACCACACUCACUCUCACUCACUCUCUCACUCACUCACUCACUCACUCACUCACUCACUCUUGUCAUAUUACUGGUACAAUAAACAUUUUAGCGACCUAAUAGUUUUACCAAACUAUGUUUUGCUUACAUGUUACACCCAUGAAAUGCCCGAUUUCCAGGAAAACAGUAAUGCCAGAUAUUCUACCAUUAUUUAACUCAGAACCAUAAAUGCAUGUAUCUUGUAGUAUUCAGACCGUGUAGCUUCCCUUAUGGUUGAGGAGAAACAAGUUCCCUAUGUAGGACUAAAUGCAUAUGCAUAUAUAUAUAUAUAUUGCAAAAGCACAUAUAAAUACAUCAUUCAUAUAUAGUACUGUAGGACUAUUCUCAUGUACUGUAGGAAUUGUUACUGACAUUUGUCCUCAUUUUUAGAAUGUUACCAAUCUUGGCAAUUCUUUCAACGGUUUUUACCAAUGCUGCAAGGAAUAUGUGUGCAGUUUGCGAUAGAUUGUUUGUUUGACCCGAGUGGAAUUCCUGUAUAUACGUCUGUCUGUCUGUCUGUCUGUCUCUACUCUCACUGUACAUAGCAGUUGUAUAGUCACUGUGAUCACCAUGAGGUGCUAUCUACACUCGAAUAUGAAAUAAACCAUGUAGAACAUU
Molecule: messenger RNA, 5088 nt
Organism: Haliotis rubra (blacklip abalone)
Lineage: Eukaryota; Metazoa; Mollusca; Gastropoda; Lepetellida; Haliotidae
Product: maternal embryonic leucine zipper kinase-like
Exons: 17
Coding region: 197-2260 (687 amino acids)
Biological process (GO): protein phosphorylation; microtubule cytoskeleton organization; intracellular signal transduction
Cellular component (GO): cytoplasm
Molecular function (GO): ATP binding; tau-protein kinase activity; protein serine/threonine kinase activity
Source: RefSeq, a predicted model, not a curated record